This is a messenger RNA of Octopus sinensis (East Asian common octopus), 8481 nucleotides long. RefSeq names its product tetratricopeptide repeat protein 28. Gene Ontology annotation, molecular function: protein binding. Lineage: Eukaryota; Metazoa; Mollusca; Cephalopoda; Octopoda; Octopodidae. The coding region runs from base 1 to 8436 and encodes 2811 amino acids. The record is from RefSeq and is a predicted model, not a curated record. The transcript has 20 exons.
AUGUUUACAGAAAGCAAGAAUACUUUACAGGACAGAAAAAAGUCUCUCGGGAAAUCUUUAACCCGAACAUAUGGAUUUAGAUUGCCUAAAACAUCAAAAGCUCUAAGAAAAACGCAGUCUUUAAAGAUUAAGGUGGAGAGUCCUGAUCCUCAUUGUAUUUCUUCUACCAGCAACAACAGUGAAGUGGAACUUUUACUUCAAGAAAGCAAUGAGGCUAUAUCUAAGGGAAAUUUUAAUCAUGCAGUUGGACUUUAUACUGAAGCAAUUGCCAUGGAUUCUCAAAAUCCCUUUCUUUUUGUAUAUAGAUCUGCAUCAUUUGCUAAUCUACAUAAACAUGCUGAAAGCUUGGCUGAUGCUCAAAAAGCCAGAUUUCUCAAUCCCCAUUUGGCAUUGGCAUAUUUACAGGAAGGUAAUGCCUUACUACAUCUUGGUAAUCAUGGGGAUGCAAUGGCUACUUUCGCUUCGGGGCUGGCUCAAGAAUCCUCAAAUAAUGAUUUAGUUACAGCACUUAUUGAUACUGCUAUCAAGUCUCCAUUGAAAGAAAAACUGAAGCCUGUUUUUCAGCAACUAGAGAAAAUGAAUCUUGAAUGCAAUGCAUUUGUUGUGAUAGCUGUAAUUGGUCAAGAGCUGCUGGCAGCUGGUCAUUAUGGUGCUUCAGUAACAAUGCUUGAAUCUGCCCUUUCAAUUGGAACAAUAAGUAUAAAGCUACGUGGAUCAGUAUUUUCUGCCUUGAGCCGAGCCUACUGGGGGACUGGAGAUAUUGACAAAUCCAUUGCCUUUAUGAAAAAAGAUCUUGACAUAAUGAAAUCUAUGGGUGACCAAGGUGGAGAAUGUCGUGUGUAUGGAAAUUUAGGGUCUGCCUUCUUCUCCAAAGGCCAUUACCAAGAAGCCCUUUCUAAUCAUAGACAUCAGUUAGUUCUGGCUAUGAAGUUAAAGGAUCGGCCCACUGCUGCUUCAGCAUUAAGUAAUCUUGGCCAUGUCUAUACUGCCAUCGGGGAUUAUCCAAACGCUUUAAAUAGUCACAAACAAUGUGUUUUACUCUGCCGCCAAAGAUCUGACAGACAUGGAGAAGCUCGAGAGAUUGGAAAUGCUGGGGCUGUUUAUUUAGCUAUGGGUUGUUUUGACUUGGCCAUUAAAUGUCACAACGAGCAUUUACAAAUUGCUAAAUCCUUUAAAAGUUCCUACGAAGAAGCCAGGGCAUAUAGUAAUCUUGGUAGUGCUUAUCAUUAUAAACGUGACUAUGAAAAAGCUAAGUCUUUUCAUAAUCAAGUAUUAACAAUAGCAAAACAACGGAAUGACUGUGUGCUUGAAGCUCGUGCAUAUGCUGGGCUGGGGCAUGCUGCACGUUGCAAAUCAGAUUAUAACUUAGCAAAGCACUAUCAUGAAAAGCAACUGGAUAAUGCUCUACAAACAAAAGAUCGCGUGGCUGAGGGUCGAUCCUGUGCUAACCUUGGUAUUAUAUACCAUCAAUUAAAUGAAUAUGAAGCUGCUCUGAAACUGCAUAUGAUGCAUUUAAAGAUAGCUAGAAAAUUAGGGGACUAUGCAAGUGAAGGACGUGCAUAUGGCAACAUUGGAAAUGCAUAUAGUGCCUUAGGAGAGCAUGAGGUUGCAAUGAGGUUCCAUAAGCAAGAACUAUCAAUUGCUGUGGAAGUUAAUGAUCGACAUUCUGAAAUGUCAACUCAUGGCAAUUUGGCUGUUUCAUACCAAUCUCUUAAAAUGCCUGACAAAGCAUUACAUCACUUUGUGGCACACUUGAAUAUGGCACGUGAAUUAAAGGACACAGUCAGUGAAGCUCGGGCCCUUUGUAACCUCGGAAAUUUCUACAGUGUCAAGGAAAACUAUUCGGAAGCCAUCCCAUACUAUGAACAAUUUCUAACAUUAGCAGAAGAUCUGUGUGAUAAAGAGAGUGAAGCAAAGGCAUGUUUCAAUCUUGGUUAUGCUUACUCUUUAUUGGGAAACUAUCAAAAAGCUUUGGACUACUAUGAACAGCAUUUAGAUGUUGCUAAAAGAAUGCACGACAAGCUGGAAAUUGCUCGUGCAUACUGCAAUCUUGGUCUCGCCCACAAAGCUUUGUUCAAUUAUGAUAGUGCUUUGGACUAUCAAAAGAAAGCUUUAGCACUGAUGCAUUUUUUGAAAUAUAUGAAGGGCACAUUUAAGGUACUUGGAACAAUUGGAGACAUAUUACUGAAAACUGGUGAGAUUACAGAGGCUGUGAAAACCUAUCAACAACAAUUGAAUUUAGCAAAACAAACUAAAAACCAGCACUUGAUUGCAACAGCAUACGGAGCCCUUGGUACUUGUCAUCGUUUUUUGGGUCAGUUUGAGAAAGCAUUUGGAUUCCAUAAUCAGGAACUCGCUAUUCGCCAAGAGAUGAAAGAUCUAAAAGGGGAAUGCCGUGCCCAUGGUAGUAUUGGUACUGUACAUAUGUGUCUAGAGAACUACACAAAUGCUUACAGCUGUUUCGAAGAACAGUUGAAGCAUAGUCAAGAACUCCAUGACAGUGCUCUAGAGGCACAAGCAUAUGGAAAUCUUGGAAUUAUAAGGAUGAACACAGCACAUUUUGAUGAAGCCAUUGGUCUUUUUGAACAACAGUUAUCUAUGUUGGAGCAACUUCACGGAAACAAAGUGCUUGUAGAGAAAGGCAAAGCAUUUGGUAAUCUUAGUGAAUGCUACGAGGCAUUGGGAGAUUUUGAAGAAUCGGUAAAAUGCCAUGAUCAGUAUUUAGUUGUUUCUCAAGCAACAAAUUCUUUAGUUGAUCAAGAUAAAGCUUAUCGAGGACUUGGGAAUGCUCAUCGGGCUUUAGGUAACUUGCAACAGGCACUGGUCUGUUUUGAGAAAAGAUUAGUCGUUACUCACGAGAUGAACAACAACCAAGCAAAAGCUUCUGCUUAUGGUGAGCUGGGAUGUUUACACAGUCUGCUGGGGAACUUUGAGCAAGCAAUCUCUUGUUUAGAACAUCAGCUGAACAUUGCUAGAAAUGUCGGAGAUAAACUCUGUGAAGGAGAGGCUGCAUGUGGUUUAGGCAAUGUUUAUCAACAAAUGGGAGAAUAUGAAACUGCUCUCAAAUAUCAUGAAAAUGAUUUACAGAUUGCUGAUGAACUCAAUAAUACUGAAGCCCAAUGCAGAGCAUAUGGAAACUUUGGUUUAUCUCAUGAAUCUCUUGGAAACCAUGAAGAAGCUGUACGUUAUCAAGAGAAACACUUAAGUAUGGCGGCACAACUUCAAGACAAAGUAGCAAAGACUAUGGCUUUCAGCAGUCUGGGUCGAGUUCAUCAUGCAUUAGGAAACUAUAUACAGGCAGUUCAAUAUUUGCAGCAGGGCCUGCAGAUUGCAGAGCAGCUGGGAAGACGGGAAGACGAGGCCAAAAUUCGAUAUCGCCUUGGACUGUCAUUAUGGGGCCAGGGCCAACUGGAAGAGUGUCAGCAGCAACUUUUCCAAGCUGCGGAUUUAUUUGAAAUGAUUCGAAGGGAAUCGUACAAUAGUAGUGACUACAAACUUUCGUUAUUUGAUUUACAGACAGCAUGCUAUCAAGCUUUACAGCGAGUGUUAGUAGCAGUGGACUGUAAUGAAGAAGCCUUGGUUGUUGCUGAGAGAGCUUGCACCCGAGCCUUCAUAGAUUUACUCCUGGAGCGGCAAUCUAACUUAUUAUCAGGAUUUGUGAGAAACGAGUUUAACCAUGACUUACAACCCAUCACCUUGGAUCAAAUUUUGGGCAUCGUCAGCCAACAAAACAACAUUGUCCUUUCUUACUCAAUUGCUGCAGGAUUUCUUUACACUUGGGUUAUCACACCAAAGGAUGGCAUUAUAAAAUUUCAUCAGUGCAAUAUGGCUGAAAUAGAAUCAAGCAGUUCCGAUACCAUCGACACUCAGAGCUUGGCUGGUUCAACAGUUUCGUUACUUGAUCAAUAUGUUGGGGACGUACGAGAAUCUAUAGGAGUUGAAGGUCAUGACCCAAGUGCAGGACAGACAAAACUUUCAAGAUCAUGUUCCCGCUCCACUAUUCAUAGUGGAAUGGGGGGCAGUAGCAGCUUCGGCAGUCUUGACAAUCAGGACUCUGAGGAAUCCUGGCAGCAACAGUUAGAAGAGAUUGGUGAUAAAUUGAAUGCAGAAAAUGACAGGACGGGGUUUUUACGAAUGGUGAACCGGAAUCAUAUUCUGAACAGCAGCAACUAUAGUCUGUCUAGUUUAUUUAGUCUGUCAGCAGGUCUGAAUGGCAUCAAUCCAACCAUCAUGAACAUAAGAAAUAGCAUGAAGAACAGACAGAAAGACAAGUCACCAAUUACUGCUCUUUAUGAUUUGCUAUUUGCUCCAAUUGAAGAUUCUUUAAAAACUGCCAUGGAUGGAGUGGACAACAAAAAUCUGGUAUUGGUUCUUCAAGGCGAUCUAUAUUUAGUUCCAUUUGCAAUGCUGAGACGCAGUGAAAACAAUUACCAUCUAUUUGAGAGAUUCAACUUAAUUAUCAUGCCAUCAAUAACAGCUCUACAGCGAUCCAGCCAUCAGUCUGCCAAUGGACGGCCUACUAUUGAUUCCUCUGGUGCCAUUGUUAUUGGGAAUCCGAAAUUGACACCAGCUAUCCAGCAACAGUGGCAACUUAAAGACAUUCCUGGAUCAGAGUAUGAAGCCAGGAUAGUGGCUGAACUGCUGACAGCAAAACCUCUUAUUGGACUAGAAGCAACAAAAUCAGCCACUUUACAACAAAUAGAGCAUGUUGAGGUGAUUCACAUUUCGGCACACAUUUCUUGGAAGCUGUCUGCUAUUAUUCUAUCUCCAGGGGAACUUUCAUCAUCUUCAUCAUCGACAUCACAAUUUAACUCUGCUUAUGAACUCGAUGACAGUGGCAACAAUGUGGCCGCUUUAGAUUCACCAUCUUUAUCUGAAUAUCUCCUAACUGCUGCAGACAUCUUGAACUUGAAAUUACAUGCCAAAUUAGUUGUUUUAAACUCUGGACAUACACAUGACCGUGCAGGGAGAAUCAAUUCUGAUGGUGUUGUCGGUUUGACAAGAGCACUGUUAUCUGUUGGGGCUGAAUGUGUGUUGUAUUCACUAUGGCAAGUCCCUGAUCAAGCUUCCAAACUAUUAAUGAAAACAAUGUACUUGAUGUUGCAAGAAGGCCGUACAGUGACCCAGGCACUACAUAUGGCAAUUAAAGCUGUGCAAGCUGUUAAACAGUUCAGUCACCCAAGUAAUUGGGGAGGCUGGGUUCUAGUUGGUAAAGAUGUCACGCUCAGCAGUAAAAUGGCUCUCAUGGGACAUGCAAUCUGUGAACUUCUUCAGUCUCCCAGUCAGUGCCGUGACUCAAUGCGAGUUCUUUUACAUCUAAUUGAAAAGUCACUCCAAAGAAUUCAUCAAGGUGCUAAGAAUCCAAUGUACACCAUGUAUCAAAGUAUUGAAAACAAAGUUGGUCAAAUCAAUGGCUGGAAGGAUUUAUUACAUUCUGUUGGAUUUCGCUUUGAAUCAGCCGCUAAUGGACUGCCAGUAGCUGUGUUUUUCCCUCAGACUGAUCCCGGUGAUAGAUUAACGCGAGCUAGUGCAAGUCUUCAAGCCCUGUUGGGUCUACCAUCAAAUUCCAUCACAGCACUGUCUGAAUUUUUAGUCAAUUAUGAAGCUGGAGAAGCUAUAAUAACAACACUGCACGAUAUCCUCAUUCGAGUUACAGCCAAAGAAAAUAUCAUCGAAGUUCCAAUCAAUGUGAAGUUGUGGCAGAUUCCUGGCUGUCAUGAAUUUCUUGCAUCUCUUGGGUUUGAUCUGAUUGAUGUCGGCCGUGAUGAUGUUACACUUCGCCUGGGGAAACAAGCUACUAAACGCCAUCUCCAGUUUGCAUUACAAUCUCUUGUUGCAGUUUUUGAUACACAGGAAGCCCCUAAGAGCCUUGCUCUGGAUAGUUCCAGUUCUCUGGAAAGUCUUUCCUCAUCUCACAGUUCUAACACCACAACAACAUCAGCUUCAAUAUUAUCCAAUUUUGCUGGGACACCUCCAUUAUCACCACGGAUGAAAAAGAAGUCUCUAUUUAACCCAGCUGAGAUGGAGAAGAAGCGAAACCUCAACCGCUGUCAUCUGAUGCAACAGGGUGGAUUAGUUGGUAAGUUGAGUAAACAACACAAAUCUUCCAAAACUGUACCUCCAGAUCCUUCACUAUGUCUGUCUCAUCAAAGCCGAAUCAAAGCCAUGUACCCAGCUAAUAACUACCUUUGUCACAGCCCUGCAACAAGUUCUGAAAGUUGUCUGUCGGUCAGCAGCACCAGUAGCCCAGAAGAGCUUUCAAACCUAAUUCCAGGCUCAUCAUUUACUCAAAACACUUUUGGCACAGAUUCCCAAACAAAUUCUCUGCAACAAAACUCAGAAAACCACAGAGAAGUUGAAAAUCUUUCAGACAGUGGAAACAAAGCCAGAAUACUCCGUUCGUGUGAUAACUCCUCAUAUGGAAAUGGAAAUCGAUGUAAAAACAAUGCUGGAGGCGAUAAAAGCGAUUCAGAGAAUUCCAACAUAAAUUUUUCUAAAGACCAACCAUUUGAUCGUUUGUCUCCUGGUUGCACAGUUGGGAAGUCCAGAGUUAGUUCCCUUGCAUCAAAAUUCAAUAAAAUGGAAACCCACGUGACGCCUGUGUCUAAAACAAUUUCGGAUGCUAAAUCGAUCUUUACUUCGGCAAAUUCUUUAUUCAAAAAGGUUGGAAAGAAAGAAACUGGACCAAAUAAUAAAAGUUUGAAAAGUUCCUCACUCAAUCCCGAGGACAUUGCACUGAAAGUUUUGGCUGAUGUAGCUCCCCAACGAGAGGCUGUGGAACAGCUUCAAAAAGCCAGUUUUUUCCAGUCCCAAAAGCAAACCCAUUUGCUUCGCAUCGAACAGAGCCAACAACGGUUGAAAUCUAGUCCAGACAACUGCUCUUAUUCAUCUAACUCAGCCAAUUCUUCAAGACAUGCGAGUCCUUCGUGUGAUUCAGUGAGCAGUAACAAUACCAUGUGCACCUCGAUUGGAGUAAACAGAUGUACACCAAGCACUUCUGGCAGUUCUCCCUCUUCACUUACCCCAAAUGCCACAUCUACAGCAGGUUUUAAGAAUUAUUCCCCAGAAUCUUUUAAAUAUGGUGAGUCUUUUUCACCUACAUUACAUCGAAACAGGACAGAAAAAUCUAACAAUGCAAUGUUACAGCAGGAAAAUUUAAAUUUACAAGAUAUGUCCAGUAAAAACUUUUCCUCUGCUGGUUCUUCCUUUAAUAGUUUACCAACAGAUUCACCCAAUGAACAACACCAUCAUAAAUAUACCAGCUCCUCCUCUUCAAAAGAAAAUAAAUUCGAAAGACUAAUGCCGGAUAAUUUCUCUUUACUACUUCAUUCUUACAACAACCAACCUAACAUAGAUCUGAAUUAUGUUACCGAUGCUAAACCUCCAAUUCCUGCCAAACCACAACUACGAGCUACUCAGAAUUCGGCAUUUAAAAGUUUAUCCCCUUCAACAGAUGAUAAAUUAAAAUUAAGAGGUGGAGACAAGAAGCCAGCGUUUAAAUCCAAAGAAAAUAGCCAUGUACCAAGCUCUUUUCAGAAAGUUGUUAUCCAUUCUCAAGAUCUCCCUAAACCAAACUAUAAGUUAGGAACAUUUUCAACUUUUAAUUCCGACCCUCUACAGUUCUGUUCUUCCCCCGAAUAUUCAGUGUUAGAGCACUCAGUCCACAAGACACCAUCCGACAAAACUGCCUUAAAAUCUCAAGAAAAUGUUUUACAUACAACAGUAUCUGACACCAGAAAUAUGGUUUGUUCUUCGGAUUUGGAAUUAAGGAAGAAAGUUCAUUAUCAAGAAGGAAAUUCAGGUCGUAGUUCACAAUUUUCUACAUAUGUACAUUCUGACAAUGAGAGUGUAGAUUCCGAUGCCAACUUUAGUCCUUUCCGACAAAAAUCAGCUAAAAAAAGUUUAGAUAAAUGGUCGUCAGAUCCUUCUGUUUUACAUUCAGAUCAUCACAGUACAUUCACUGAUUCACUGUCCCCUUCAGAAGCACAUGAAGCCAAAAGCACACAGAAAAAAGUUUGUUUCAAAGAAAAAUCCCUCUCAAGUCCUCUGGUUGCUGAGGAAUUCACUCCACAGACAUAUGGGCCUCUCGGGCACUUUUAUUUCUCCGAGUUCUCCAAAUCCCCGACCAGCAGCAAUACAGUGUCGGAUAAAAAUUUCUCCACAAAACACCAUGUUAAUAAUCCAGGUCUCCCUUCAUGGUCAAAACCGGCUGAAUUUUCACCACAUUCCAAACAUUCUGAUAAAAGAACUAUUAAUCAACCUCCAUCUACACAGGUCGUUGAUUAUCCUAAUCAAUAUUCACAUCAUUCUUCUUUCCCAGGAUCACAAACCCUCCAACCUUCAUUACUAAACACAACAAAAUCUGAAAAGACACUUUUGGAGCAAUUACCAACUAAUCACAAGAAAAGUAAAAUCUUACAAAUCUCAAAAUGUUGAUACUUUAUAAGAAUAGAUUAUUUCAUUUGCAAAACAGUAAAAAAA